AUGGAAAGAUAUGGGCUGGCCAAUAAUGACUGGUUUUCAUCAAUGUUUGCAUCUAGAAAGUUUUGGGUUCCAGCCUUUUUCCGUGAUUUUCCGAUGAGCUCGUUGAUAAAGACAACAUCUUUGUCUGAAUCACAGAAUAGCUUCUUUAAAAGGUACUCAAAGUGUCGGGCUAACCUUAUGCUAUUUUAUAUGAACUAUAACCAUGCUUUGGAGGCUCAAAGAAGUAAUAGCGCAAAGCUUGAAUACUAUGAUUCAACAAAAGUGCCUAUAUUGCGAACAGAAUUGGAAAUUGAGAAACAUGCAUCAACGAUAUAUAGUGGUAGUGCUUUUAAUGCAAUUCAAGAGGAGAUAGUUUAUGCAUGUUUCUCUUUGUCUUGUUCAACUCUAGGAAUGUCUACCAAUAGAGAGAAUGAAGUAUAUAACAUAAAUGACAAGGAUUCAAACUCAUGGACAGUGACUUACUCCAUUGGCGAUGACACCUAUUUGUGUGGAUGUAAAAAGUUUGAAAGACUUGGUCUAUUGUGCAGCCAUAUAUUUUGUGUGUUGAAAUAUAAGUUUGUUAAGUUGAUACCCGAGAAUUUGCGUGGAUGGAGAUGGUUGAAGUCACAGUUUGUGAAGCCAAUACAUGGAGGUUUUUGUGAUGAUGAAGAAAUAUUCUCUGUUGUGGACGAGAAGAAGAUUGCAUUUAAAAACUUGUAUGCAUUAUUCUUUGAAAUAGCACAAAGUAUUGAAGGGAACAUUGACCAAAUCAAUGCAUUUACUGCAAUUAUUGAAGAAGGUAAGAAGCAGCUUUUCGGAAGUGUUGUUCUGUCUUCGACAGAGAAAAGAGCAUUGAUUGAGAACUUCUAUGGCUCACAAGUUCCAAACAUUAUUGAAGUUCAUCCUCCUAAUGUUGUCAGUACAAAGGGAAGUGGAAGUAGGAGAAAAUCGAAGAAGGAGUCGGCAAUAAAGUUAGCAAUGAAACCAGGCCGAAAGUGUGGAAAUUGUCAUGUGAUUGGACACCAUGAUUCGAGGAACUGCAAAAAGGUGAAUGAGAAGACAAAACAGAGGCAGUGA
Salvia hispanica is the source of this 1056-nucleotide messenger RNA. The record is from RefSeq and is a predicted model, not a curated record. NCBI's taxonomy places the organism in Eukaryota, Viridiplantae, Streptophyta, Magnoliopsida, Lamiales, Lamiaceae.